AGUGCCCUCCGUAGUGGAGUACAUAAAUUCCAAGCCUCUGUCUGCUAUUCGCUCUGCUAGUGUCACUUUUCAGCUAGGAAGACUGAAUUUUCGCAUUUCAGGCUUACAGACGGUUAAUUGAAAAUUGAUUUUGCAUCCAUCUUUAUGAGAAUUUGAAUCUUAAUUAAUCGGCACCCAUACGGUAUUUUACUAUGGCCACGCGCUGGGGCAUCGCCGGGGCGGGCAGAAUAUCACACGAUUUCGCGGCCUCCGUCAACGUACUGCCAAAAUCGGAGCAUCGGCUCGUGGCCGUGGCGGCGCGAGACCCGAAACGCGCCCAAGAGUUCGCCAAGAGCCACGGCGUAGAGAGCUCCCACGGCAGCUACGAGGAGCUCGCCCGGGACAAAAACGUCGAGAUCGUUUACAUCGGCACGCUGAACACGUCCCACUUCGAGAUCGGCCAAAUGAUGCUGAACGCCGGCAAGCACGUGUUGUGCGAGAAGCCUCUGACGAUGAACCUCGAGCAGACGAAAAAGUUGAUCGAGCUGGCCAGGGCCAAGGGUCUCUUUCUCAUGGAGGCCAUUUGGAGUCGCUGUUUUCCGGCUUACGAGACUCUGCGCCAGGAAUUAGCCAAGGGUACCAUAGGCCAGGUUAGGCAGCUGAGCGUCACCUUCGGGCACGACAUCAGCGCCGUCGAUCGAUUGAAAAUGAAAGCUCUGGGCGGAGGAUCGAUUCUGGACCUGGGCGUGUACGUGAUUCAGCUGGCUUGUCUGGUCUUCGAUCACGAGCGGCCGGUCGAGAUCAAAGCCGCGGGCUACCUCAACGAGGAGGGCGUCGACCUGUCCAUGUCGGCCUCGCUCGUCUACAAGGACGGACGCACGGCCAGCAUCGCCACGCAGACGACCUGCCUCGCGCCCAACGACGCCAGCAUCAUCGGCACCAAGGGCUGGAUAAGCCUGCCGCUCUUCUGGGCGCCGACCGAGAUCGUUUUGCCGGGCGGAGUCCACCAGAGGGUCACCCUGCCCGAGACCAAGCUGCCACUUUUUCACAUCAACAGCGCCGGUCUUCAUUACGAAGCGAUGGAAGUGCGAGAAUGUCUGAAAAAAGGCCUCAAAGAGAGCCCCAAGGUGACUCACGCGCAUUCGUUGCUCAUUGCCGAGAUCGAGGAUGAGCUGCGACGGCAAAUCGGUGUCGUUUACGACCAAGAUAAGUGAAAGAGAUGUUUCAGCGAUGCGAGCAAAACAUUUUCUUAUUAUAUUUUUCAUAUGUAUGAGGUUUUUAAAAAACUGCAAAACUUGGCAAUUAAUAUUCGUAAACAUGUUUUAAUCGCACACGAUUUUUCGUUUUUUGAAUAAAUGACAUUUGAUAUAACAAG
Trichogramma pretiosum is the source of this 1354-nucleotide messenger RNA. RefSeq names its product trans-1,2-dihydrobenzene-1,2-diol dehydrogenase-like. The transcript is spliced from 5 exons. NCBI's taxonomy places the organism in Eukaryota, Metazoa, Arthropoda, Insecta, Hymenoptera, Trichogrammatidae. The coding region runs from base 192 to 1193 and encodes 333 amino acids. The record is from RefSeq and is a predicted model, not a curated record. Gene Ontology annotation, molecular function: nucleotide binding.